UCUCAACUUAACCGCUGUGUAACCGCGGCUGAGGGUGUGAGGACUGCCCCGGGGUCCCUUCCAGGGCGAAAUUCCGGGCCUCAUCCUAGGCCUGAAAGAGAAGAAUGUAAAUUAGGGCAAGAAGCUAACGAAUUACCUAGGACCAGGCUGUUUCACCUGCGAGGCUCCCUUAAUCUGCACCUCAGCUAUGAGGGAGGUACCGAUUAUCCUGUUUCCUGAGGAAAAAACCGGGGCUUAGAAAGAUAACAUUGUGGAAUUUGAAUCAGGAACGAAAUCUUCUGAAAGCUCAGAGCAGAAGCCUUUUUGGUCAAUAUGGAAGAAAAAAGACGAGGAGCCCGAGUGCAGGGAGCCUGGGCUGCCCCUGCUAAGAAACAGGCAUUUGCUCAGCCAGCUACCACUGCUAAGAGCCAUUUCCAUCAGAUGCCUGGUCAGACGUGGAGGAACAAGGACCAUCUGUCUGACAGAGAAUUUGUGUUCAAAGAACCCCAGCAGGUAGUACGGAGAGUCCCAGAGCCACGAGUGAUUGACAGAGAGGGUGUGUAUGAAAUCAGCUUGUCACCUACAGGUGUAUCUAGGGUGUGUUUGUAUCCUGGCUUUGUUGACUCAAAAGAAGCUGACUGGAUAUUGGAACAGCUUUGUCAAGAUGUUCCCUGGAAACAGAGGACUGGCAUCAGAGAGGAUAUAACUUAUCUGCAACCAAGACUUACAGCCUGGUAUGGAGAACUUCCUUAUACUUAUUCAAGAAUCACUAUGGAACCAAAUCCUCACUGGCAUCCUGUGCUGAGCAUGCUAAAGAACCGCAUUGAAGAGAAUACUGGCCACACCUUCAACUCCUUACUUUGCAAUCUUUACCGAAACGAGAAGGACAGUGUGGACUGGCACAGCGACGAUGAACCCUCACUGGGGAGGUGCCCCAUCAUUGCUUCACUCAGUUUCGGUGCCACACGCACUUUUGAGAUGAGGAAGAAGCCACCGCCAGAAGAGAAUGGCGACUAUACAUAUGUGGAAAGAGUGAAGAUACCCUUGGAUCACGGGGCCUUGUUAAUCAUGGAAGGAGCUACACAAGCGGACUGGCAGCAUCGAGUGCCCAAAGAAUACCACUCCAGAGAAUCAAGAGUAAAUCUGACCUUUCGGACAGUUUAUCCAGACCCUAGAGGGGCACCCCCGUGAUGUGAGAUCUUUGAGAGAGACUGAGACUGAGCAAACCUUCCACUGAGAAGAAACUUCAAGAGGCCAGUCCGCUGAUCUCGAGGUGUGACUGCUUGGAAGAUGGUGGGGUUUGUUUCCCAGCUCCUAUCAAAUGAGAGAGUCCUAUUAAAUGAGAGCCAGCAGUUCAUGUUGGUGGUAUGUCUGUUGUGGGAACACUUAUCACUAAUCACAUCCCAAAAUUGCAUAUUAUCUUUAGGCAAAUUAAAAUCCAUGUGGCUGUGCUCAUGG
Molecule: messenger RNA, 1437 nt
Organism: Nycticebus coucang (slow loris)
Lineage: Eukaryota; Metazoa; Chordata; Mammalia; Primates; Lorisidae
Gene: ALKBH3
Product: alkB homolog 3, alpha-ketoglutarate dependent dioxygenase
Exons: 10
Coding region: 313-1170 (285 amino acids)
Biological process (GO): DNA repair; DNA alkylation repair
Cellular component (GO): nucleus
Molecular function (GO): dioxygenase activity
Source: RefSeq, a predicted model, not a curated record